Messenger RNA from Penicillium lagena, 2136 nucleotides. RefSeq names its product putative Melibiase subfamily. Gene Ontology annotation, molecular function: alpha-galactosidase activity. Gene Ontology annotation, biological process: carbohydrate catabolic process. NCBI's taxonomy places the organism in Eukaryota, Fungi, Ascomycota, Eurotiomycetes, Eurotiales, Aspergillaceae. The record is from RefSeq and is a predicted model, not a curated record. The transcript has a single exon. Bases 1 to 2136 code for a protein of 711 amino acids.
AUGGCUCAACCGAAAAGCAUUGUCUGGCAGACGGGCACUCUCACUGUCCAGCUUGUCGUUGGAACCGACGAAAUCGUUCGUGUUGUGAGCAUUCUGCCACAUGAUGUGCCGGUAGAGGAACAAGAUCCCUCGUCUCCCAAGCAGGGUGCGGUUCCUCUGUUCGGGGUCCGACUGAAUGGCGAGGGAAAUCCGUCGCACAAGUCGGCCAAGGCGCUCAUUGGCAGCUACGUCUCAAGUAGACUGAAGUACCAAAGCCACCAGGAGCACAGUGACGCUCAGCUGAAGUCUCUCGAUGUCACUGCGUACGACGAGACAUCGCAGAUUUCCGUUACCGCACACAUGUCGGUGUAUCCGGGAAUCCCCGUGAUCAGAUCGACGGCGACUAUUCGCAAUGAGUCGCAGAAAGACAUUGUGGUCGACCAGCUGUCGUCGCUCAUUGUCGGUGCUCUAGGCGAAAAGCCGAUCGACUGUUGGCUGGACUACACCUUGUCCACGCCGACCAACACCUGGUUUAGAGAAGCCCAGUGGCGGGACGAGUCCCUUCCCAGUGUUGGGUUGGACGACAUUGGACUUUCCGAAUUGCCUGAUCGUCACGACGCGUCAAUGGCACAUCACGCCGUCUCAAACCGUGGAACAUUCUCAACAGGAACGUACCUGCCGAUGGGAUUGCUGAAGAAGAACGAUUCUAGUGAAACCUGGCUGUGGCAGAUUGAGAGCAACGGGUCAUGGCGCUGGGAACUAGGAGAUUUCCAAGAGAAUGUCUAUCUGGCUCUAGGCGGCCCGACGAAUAAGGAUCAUGGCUGGAAACACCGCCUGUCUCCUGGCCAGUCGUUCACCAGUGUACCGGUAGCGCUCUGCCACAUCUUGGCCCAUCCGGACAAUGCCUUUGCCGCCUUGACUGAGUACCGCCGACGCAUCCGGAGGCCGCACAAGGACAACGAAGAGCUCGGUCUGAUUUUCAACGACUAUAUGAAUUGCCUCAUGGGUGAUCCCACCGAAGAGAAGGUCAUGGCCCUCGUUGACCCUGCUGUGAAGGCGGGUGUGAAGUUCUUUGUCAUUGACUGCGGCUGGUAUGCGGAUGACAGUGGCUGGUGGGACGACGUCGGCUUAUGGGAACCGUCGACUAAACGAUUUCCCAAGGGCCUGAAAUCCCUGCUCGAUGAUAUCAGAGCCAAAGGACUCACGCCCGGACUGUGGGUUGAGCCGGAGGUGAUUGGCGUUCGGAGUGUGGUCGCCGAUAUGCUGCCUGCGGACGCUUUCUUCCAAGAGAACGGCCGACGAAUCGUCGAGAAAGGCCGGUAUCAGCUGGAUUAUAGGCAUCCCGAGGUCAUCAAACGCAUGGACAAAGUGAUCGACAACCUCGUCCUCAACUACGGGGUCGGAUAUUUCAAGUUCGACUACAACAUCGAGGUCGUCCAGGGCACGGACGCAAACUCGUUCAGUCCCGCCGAUGGACAGCUCGGACACAACCGGGCCUAUCUAGACUGGGUUGGCAAGUUGUACGACCGCUUCCCGGACCUGGUCAUUGAGAGCUGCUCCAGUGGAGCUCAACGAAUGGACUACGCCCUCCUGGCUGUCCACUCGCUGCAAUCGACCAGCGACCAGCAAGAUCCGGUGCGAUAUUCUGCCAUUGCAGCUGCCGUGCCGACAGCAGUCACGCCGGAACAGAGCGCCAGCUGGGCGUAUCCGCAGCCUGAAUGGGACGAUGAGAAGAACGCGAUGACGGUUGUCAACAGUCUCCUGGGCCGUGUUCACCUGAGUGGCAGAAUCGACCUCCUGAGCUCUCAGCAAUUGGAGCUUAUCGUAAGCGGUAUGGUAGUCUACAAGCAGCUCCGUUCUGACCUCAGUACCGGUCUGCCAUUCUGGCCGUUAGGUUUGCCAAAAUGGCAUGACGACUGGGUGGCACUGGGCAUUGCCGCAACCAGCGGAGUCCGCUAUCUUGCUGUGUGGCGCCGAUCUGGGUCAAACACGCUCUCCCUGCCUAUUCCUGCACUGAAAAGUCGGAAUGUUGAAGCCAAGCUGUUGUAUCCGGAGACGUUCGAGGCACACGCACAAUGGGAUUCAGCUAACGGUGCGUUGUCAGUUCGUGUUCCCUCUACUGCAUGCGCUCGUCUUUUCCGGCUCUCUGCCAAAUAG